CUUAUUGGGAAAUUUUCGAAAAUUCAGGACCGAAAAAGUUGUAGGUCGGAGUCAGGAUUUGAACCUGCGAUCUCCGGAUUGAAAGUCGGACAUCAGAUCCACUCCGCCACCACCGCUUAUCAUAUCACAUAUCAGUAGUUUAUGAGGAAUGCAACAAAGAAACAAAUCGGGAGGGUCAUAAAGUUUUCUCUAAAAGAAAUCCUCUUUGACAUUUAUGUACCUACCUAUCAAGAUUUUUUUUAAAUAUUAAUACAAUUUAAUUUUAUUACUUCUUAGACUUAUAUGGUUUCUUUUUUACAGGUACUGAACCGUUUGGAUUGCUGAUUGCCUGACUCCGAACAAUAAACGCACAGAUGCACGCCGUGGGCCUCCACUCCGCGCUCGCCAUCCGCCGCGAGCGCAAGCGCCGCGCCGAGCAGCAGCGCGCCAAGGAGCGUCGCUACUCCCUGCAGUCCACCGAGUCCGGCAUCACUUCCCCGCACUGCUCCACGGGCAGCCUCGAACGACGCCGCUUCAAGAACACCCGCACCAGCGAAAAUGAGGUCGUCUCCUCCGUGGGCAUGCUCCAUCUCGGAGUCGUGUUCCUCGUGCUCGCCUUUUUCCUCAUCGGCUCAGGUUUACUUCCCGAUGACGUAACAUCCUGGAGCACUAUCGGCUCCGGCAACUGGUUUAACGAGCUAGUUUGGUCUGGAUUGUUCGCGCUCGGUAUAGGAAUAUUCCUGAUCGUGCUGCACAAAUAUUUGACUAAGAGCGAGGAGCAGGCGCUUGAGGAGUACGUACAGCGCCAGCUGACGCGAUCUCGAUCAGGUCACCGGCUAGAGAGAGAUACGGAGACAGGAGAUCAUACGACGAAACACGCGAGGCGAGCGCGUGCCGCCGAAGCCCUCCCUGAAACCAUUACAGAGACCUACACCGAGCCACCGCCGGAUCGAGCGCACGGCUUCGUCAACGCACUAGCCCUCAACGGCGACGCACUCCGAGAGUCCCCACUCGAGCAGAUAGUAGAGGAGGAAUGCUCUCUGGCCUCGGAGAGCGAAAAGCGACUGGGCAAGUUUAACCGCGACACGUACUCGACGCCGUCGGUGGCGCCGAGUCUCAGCCCUGGCUCGCCCUCCGACACUCGCGAGCUGCUGUCCGACGGCCGGUACAUGAUCAUGUCGCGGAUGUGAAUGACCAGAUCUUCUGGGCUCUUUCGCAUUCUUAGUGCCACUUGAUUGUACCCUGACAAUUUACUUUGGUCCUUAAACUGGGUUUCAGUGAGCCGCUCGAUUCCUACUUUAAUCCGAUGACUUUUGAGGCGGGGCGCCGGUAGUGCGUUUAUCGACGUCUUCUGCGACGCCCGCACCCCAAACUGUGUAUGCUUCGGCGCUUGCGGCAGACUAUCAGUGGCGUUACUUAGAUCAACAGCUUCUCUAUUUUAUAUUUUAACAGACGGACCAACUCUCGGUAGAUUUUAGUGUUAAGUCGUAACGCGUUAUCCCCUUUUUUUAUUGCAGUUGGAAACUGAAAAAAACGGUCGGAUACUAUGGGAGAAAACGAUCGUUAAGUCGAAUUGCAGUUCGAAGAGGUGAUAACGUAUUGUAUAUUUUAUCAAUUAUCUAUGGGAAUCCGUAUGUAUUGGCUUGAGACUGAUUGUUAAUAUACUGUACUUAUACCUGACGGUUUUAUACGAUAUUAAUUACUGUUUAUUUGCCUAUUACUUCACUGUUUACACAAAAUACUUUGUAUUCUUGAUAUUGUAUAGUUCUAUUGUCAACUAGUUUCACUUGAUCCGAGUGAGUGGUUUUAACGGCAAGGACCGUGAUUAACGAUCAUGUUUAGUGAUUACAAUUUUAACCCUUUUUUAAUUAUCUUUAUUGAGAAGAAAAGAAAAUUUACUUUUUAACUGGAAUGGAGUUUGAAAUAAUAACAGCCCGUUUUUGAAUUUCAUACAGACUUCGUAUCAAGUGCCAAAAUAUUUAGGGCAUUUUUUUCUAUAUGCAAUUAAAAUAUUCACAGCAGUUUUAACAGAUGUAGUUGAUUUACUGUGAUUCACUCUGCAUGUAUAAGGUUGUAAUUUGUAAUGAAUUUAGUUAAUAUCCUGCAUUUUAAUAUACAUUUAGUUUGGUUGUGGCUGUGACAUGGAGCGACUGCGAGCGACGAACUAGCGAGUCGUCGAUAUCUAAACCUUAGCCUUUUGCGAAAAAGGACGCAAGUUUAGUUGUAUCUUUUUUCGUGGAAGGUUAAUAUAUGUAUUGAUAUAUAUAGUGAACAUUGAUAUUAAUUAUAAGCUUAAGGACACGAGCUUAGCUUCACCAUGCUCAAACUUUAAACAUUAUACUUAGUUGUUUUGUAACUUUCCCUCUCCUAGUAUUUUCUAUGUCCUUUUCAAUCUUCGCAAAGGUCGAUGUGAUAAUUUUUUAACGUAAAAUCCCAACGCAUCAUUGAGUUGUGAAUGUAACACCAAAUUGAAAAAAAUAUCACAUUUACCACGUAUAGUUUUUGGAUCAUAGCUCUAAACUAAUGUAAGUGCUGUCUAUAGCAUUGCCUUAUUACGAACUGUCUCACCAGGUGUGUGUAAUGUUAUUAUGUAUGAGCACAAUUUAACUACUAAAUAACUAAUAGCUGUAAUGUACUGUGAGAGAAAAAUAUCAAAAUAUGACACAAUGCGAGUGACUCGAUAUAAGCGCGUGUUUUUUGGUAUUUUCCUAUCACGUUAUCUAAGUUAGGUUCAUUUCAAAUUGGUCCUUCCAUGAAUGUUACGUUGAUUUAUCCUCAAAUAUUAUUAAGGUUUAACCAAAAUAAUUAAAAUACGGCCUGUCGCUUUGUUUCAGAAACAGUUAUAUAGCUAUGGUUCGUCAAGUAACUAUUUUCCAGCCAAGUAGAAUUUUAUUCUUAUCUAACGCGGUGUAAAUCUUGCUUGCGUUGGCACUUUCCAUGUGUUUUGUGUACCGUGUUUUAAAUCUAAUUAAUUUGUUCAUCCGAUCUUAUCCUUCUUUAAUCUUCGCACUACACUUAACUUUAUUUAUUCUCGUAAUGCUCAAUGUGCAUUACAAUGUAAACUUUGUUUCAAUCUAAUUAGAAUCUUUUAUACACCAAAUAAAGUAGCAUUGCUUUUUCAAACAAACUAGAUUCCUCCCAAUUUACUACCUACACAACAAUGUUCAAAUUAAAAAUAGGAAAAUUUUGUAAGAUCUUACGAGGUUAUUUUCUCUUUUCUUAAUACUAUAAUAACCAUUAUUUUUGAUAAUAUCCAACACAAGAGUAACGAUGUGCUCAGAAAUAAAGGAAAAGUGGAAAACUGACUGUUUCGGGCGAAACUCUUACUCGCGACUCCAUAUCCUUCAUAUGCACCUUAGGGAGGAAACUAGCGACAUCUACCGAAAGAGAAUUACACUUCUUAUACCAUAUGCUUAUAAAUAAUGAAAUGAUCAAAAUUCGAAGGACCAAUUCGUGUGAGGCCUAAGAUUAUUGUCAUAUCUGUCGAGAUGUCUAGUCUCAGCUAGCUUGUGUGACGUUUAUACUGAAAUACAGGGUGCCUAGCCAAGUUACCAAUCGUUCAUAACGUAGCAAACGUUACGUUAAUGUCUCUCUGCCGCACUGAUAUGUAAGAGUGAUAGAGAGAUAUUACUGUUUCGUUGGCUCAAACAAUUGGUAUCUAGGAUAGGCCCUCAAAACACGUUCAAACUACGAAUAAGCAAUAAGCCGAGAUUCCCCUUUUAAAUUUAAUUUUACUAUUAAAACAUUCCAUUUUUAAUAGUUAUAAACGGUAACGAGUAUUUAAAGAGUGUUGCGCCUCGACUGAAACGGUAGGUAAACAAAAUUACUAGAAAUUUUAAUUUUGAUGGUCGAUCAUAUUGGGCUAGAUCAACUUCGCAGUUUUUUUAAUUAAAUAAUAAGUAUAUGUCGUGAUAAAUAUGAACAUUAUUUUUCUAAGCACUUAAUUUUUUUUUUGGUUACACUAUUUUGCUUUAAAGGGGCCACGUUAUGCGAGCAUAUACAGUGCGUCAUAUUUUACUUGUACAAAUGUAAUUGUUUAUUUAAUAAUAAAUAUUUGAAUAUAAUGUUUAUUUAAAGGUGAAAUUUACAAGGUUAUUUUGAAUCGUUGCCAAGCCGCCAAACUUACAAUAUCGUAAUUUUUUCAAUGUACCUACUAUAAUUACAUAUUGUUUGUAUUAGUUUCUACUGAGAUUCAAUUCGCUAGCACAAAAAGUAAUAAUUAAUAACAUACAGAUAUCCUUUGAUCGGAAAUUUAAAAAGUCGAAGAUUUCAGAUCCUGUGAUUUAAUACGUUUGUAAUUCAUAUAUUUAUUAUUCGAGUAACUUCUAACCUCAAGUUAGGAGUAAAUGGUUUAGCAUAAAGCACAAACAAAUUUGAUCGAUCACUACUUUACUAAAUAAAUAUUAAGGCCAAUGUGGCGAAGACCGUCUAUCAGGUAAGAUUGUCUACAAGCUCUUUAGUUUCUUCUGACUCUUGCGUUUGUACACAUACUAUACUUACAGAAGGUCGGUAGAGCAGAUGUGAAGCUUUUCAUUUGGCCAAGAUGGGACACGCUGACAACACCGAUUGUCGAAUGUGUGGCGAAGAGGAUGAGACUAAAACACCUAAUGUGUGAAUGUCACUCCCUCGCCAGACAAAGACUGAAGGACUUGGAGCAGGCAGGCUACCUGGAAUCAAAGGAAUUCAAACGCCCAUGUGCUCCAUCAUCCCUUAAACUUCAAAUUUGAUUAAUUGAAAUAUAAUCAAAAUUCCAAUAUAUCAAAAACGACAUAUACCAAAUGAAGAGUCAUCCGGUAUAUGGAGAUGGUCGAAAAAGAUCUUGAGUAGUUGACAGAUUUAAGGAUGUAAUUGCACAGAAGAUCCCUAUGAGUCGAAGGGAAAGGGCUCUCGAAAUAAUAAAAUAAGAAGCUCUUCUUUUCUGACUAUAUCUGAGCGAUGGGACGUAGGUACGAGCUUGUCCUAUGAUGGUCUUCCUGUCAAUAAAUUGUAUACAAAUACAGAUACAGAAUUUUGUUGGUAAAGUAAUGGUACAUUUUACAAAUAAAAAUUAUAGAUUCAAUAAAACAAAUCAAUAAUAGGAAACAAUAAUAAUGAUUCGUUUCACACGGUGUUGGGUCAAUGAUCUUUGGUUGAGUUUAGGUUUAAAGAACUUUAUUUCUCAAAGAAAUUUACAUUUUACUUAAUGAGAAAAUUACAUAGAAUAGGAGUACUUUAUACACAUAAACUCAUCAAUGAGUAACUUGCGUGUUCAAUGAGCAAUAAUUUAAGUUUUUUUUAAGUUGAGUCAGUUUUCGAGUCCUUUUAAUGUAGAUGGAAGUGAAUUAUACAGUUUUGGUCCGAUCACACUAAGCCGGUCUUUUCCACAUUGGCCUUGCAUUUAAAUACCAUUUUGAACUGACACAGAGAGAUUGCUAAUAUAUGCGGUUUAGUGUAGACCUUUUCUUUGGUAAAAUUUCUACUGAUACUGUCCAGUGUUUACCGUGUCGCCUUUUAAAUAUCUGAAAAUAAUAAAUAUAAUUUUAAGUUAAAGAAUGAUUAGGCCCGAUGAUGGUGUUUUAAAAAACAAUUUAUAUCGAACACGCUUUAUAUAGUUUUUUAGGAUGACUCACGCUAGCACGGUCCGGGUCCGGGCCGAGGUUUCCGACACUUUUUCUGUGUGUGUGUAUAGCUUCAUUUUCAAAAUCAAAGAUCAUGAUUAUUUUCGUGAAAUUGUAUUAAAAGUCCACGAUAAACACAGACAAAAUUUUAGUAAAUUAAUGUCAAUCCAAUUGCACAUAAUAAUUAUAUUGUAAUAGCGAAAUAUUAUAGAGAUUGCACACAUUGAUAAUGAAAUUUCUUGUGCCUACACUACUUUUAUACUUAGGUAUUUUAUUAGGAUAAUUCAAUUUAAUAUAUUUGCUAUUUAAGUAGUCACUUGUACAUAUUUCAUUCGUAUUCAGCGUAAUCGAUUUAAUAUUCAAGUCAACAAAUAUUUCAUCCCAUUCAGGAGAAGCAAUAAAUAAUAUUUACAAUUUAUUAUCCAAAAUAAAUAAAAAGAAUCAGAUAUUAAGAAUCAAUCAAACUAGAUUAACAGAAUUUAGAGUGCUACCACACAAAUAGAUCGAUCGGUGAUUAAUCUAUCAAUUAACGCGAAUCAAUCAUCGAUUGGUUUUGGUUUUAUAACGCUUAUACAAACAAUACACAAUCACUCAACGAUCGAGUCGGCGUGGUUAACUUUUAAACAUCAUCUGAAAUAUAUUUCAACGUUUCAUGCACAAGAGGAAAAUUUAAACAAACAUAACCCAGUCUCAUUCAUGUAUAUUCUUCUGGAUAAAGUUUGUUUCAUAAUAUCGCGAGCAGAAAUACGCAACAACUUGUAGCCUACUUCGCUACGUCAGCAGCACAUUUAUUUCUACCAAUGCAUUUAUACUCGUAAAGUCUCAGAAAACAUUUGUCCGUCUCGGUGCAUUCAGCAAAAUCGCAUAAAACUCGCUCUUUCAACCGAGUCGCAUGAAACUCGAGAUGAAUGCAGAGAAGAUGCACUUAAGUAUUGUAGGGGACGCAAAUGAAUGCAAAGGCUUCAUUACGACGCUGCCUGCACGUAACGCGUAGUACCUACAUAAAAAGCGACACGAUUAAGGGAAAGAAUUAAAAAAAUCUUCUACGAAAGUUUGUACCAAUGUAUGAAAGCUUUUUUCGGUACCUAAGUAAGAUGAACGUAAAACGUUUAUUUCUAUUUAGUCGGCAGCGUAUAUUAUUCUUCAUUUUCCUGCACCAUAUAUCAUGGAAUUUGGAUUUAUCUUUUAAAUUAUUUUUCAUGAGUGUUUUAUGUGUCGAGUUUUACAAAUUCUACUAUUUUAAUAUGUAACUAAUAAAAAUGUAGAAAAAUGAAAUUUAAGUUAUCAUUACAAUUAUACAGCAGGAAUUGCUCGAAGUAGGUAAUUAUGCCGGUUAUCAUGACGCUGGCAGAAAUAAAUGUGCUAAAAAGUAAACAAAAGUGAUGUCCCAAUUUUAUACAAACUAGGUGUUUUAUUAUAUUAUGUAAUAGUAUGUGGUUUGGUGUAUCGCUCAACAUGUUCGGUGUAUUUAUUUGUUUCGGUGUCGUGAUAUUUAUAAACGCUUUUGCGCUAUUUUACAAGCUCUUUACAUGAUUGUAUAUUCGCACAUUGUAAUGUUUGUUGAGGUGUAAAAGAAACUAUAGUUGUUUGCUUCCAUAUAUGUCGUUAGAGAACGGUGUUACCACACUAACGUAUCGGGUGUCAGGGCUACAACCGCGAAAAUCAAAGUUCGCAAAUUGCGGACAUCUUUCUAUGUCACUCUAAUUACCCCUUCAUUGGAGUAAAAGAGAAAGAUCCCCGCAAUUUGAGAAUUUCGGUUUUCACUGUAGGCCCCAUGUAGUUCUGCUUCGAUCGUCGAUUGUCCGAUGCACCGAUCGACAUUGGAUCUAAGCUAAGUUGCUAACGCACGCCAUCUUUGAAACGUAAUGUGAACUUGUUUCUUUUUACGUCUCAACGUAAAGUAACGAAAUGAAAAUAUUGUAAGUGUCAUGUGCAUAAAUUACUCGUAAUUUUUUACAAGUCUAACGCUUGCAUAAAAACGAAUGAGACAGAAAAUGAAACAGACAUUUAGGUCUGUUAUAAGUUGCGAAACAUCAACAUGUCCAUAAAAACGUUAACUAACUCAAAAGAUUUUUCACUUUAUCAAUAUUACUACAUAAUCUAUAAUUCCUAUAUCAGUAUUUUUAUGCAUGCGACAUGGGAAUAUAGCCCAUCUUUUUCUAAACAGUGAUACUAAUAUAAACUAAGCACAAAUAAUAGUGAACUUGUAUAAAACACGUAAAUCCCUACAGUAUUCUAGCGAUCUAAAAAUAAGGGAACGUCGUUUAAUAUUACCAUUGAAAGCUACCGUCAAAUCGAGAAAGUGACGUUUCGAUAAAAACUAAUCUAACAUUGUUUAAAAACUGCCACUCGUCUGUAAAUAAUAAAAACUUAACGUAAUUUAAACUCUAGUCAAAUCUUCUAUUCUUAAGUUACGUGCUUUCUCCAUUUGGCGCGCGUCACGCGUCACCCACCAAAAGCGUUUUGUUUCACUCAAUUUAUUACACUUAUUAUUAUUAAAUUACGAUUAUUAAAUAA
Cydia pomonella (codling moth) is the source of this 8093-nucleotide messenger RNA. RefSeq lists its product as uncharacterized. The record is from RefSeq and is a predicted model, not a curated record. The transcript is spliced from 2 exons. Lineage: Eukaryota; Metazoa; Arthropoda; Insecta; Lepidoptera; Tortricidae. The coding region runs from base 354 to 1169 and encodes 271 amino acids.